AUGCAGCCCAAUCAUGAUCCUGUCGAGCGCCACGGCCACGAUGCCUCGAUGACUCGGGAGACUGUCGAAGAGAUGAUCGCAGCUGCCCUUAGCCGAGCUGCACUCAACCCACGAACCGCCGUCCUUAACGAGAACGACCAGGGACAUUUUGACCAGUACCAGAAGAAGAUCGCGGUCCUCGAACACCAACGCGACGAAGCCCUCGAGAAGGUGAAGGCCCUCGAAAACGAACGCGACGGACCCCUCUCAAAGAUCGCAGUCCUCGAAAAGGAACGUGACGAAGCCCUCUCAAAGAUCACAGGCCUCGAAAAGGAACGCGACGAAGUCCUCAGCCAAGUCGAGGAUGCAGAAAUCGAUGCCCAGCAAGCCUGGGACUAUGCCAACAUGCGGAUCAAUCGCAAGCAGAAAAGAUUUGACAACAUACUGGCUAUCAAGGAAGCCAAGAUCGCUCGUCUCGAGUCUCAGCUGGCUAAUCUCCAUUCUCUGUCGAACAGUGAUGCGACUGUCGCCUCGACCACCGCUCGCCCCGAAGAUCGAACUGAGUUGGCAUCACAGGAGGACACGUUUCCCAGCAGCGAGACCUCAUCUGUAUUCAGCUUUUGA
Molecule: messenger RNA, 603 nt
Organism: Fusarium coffeatum
Lineage: Eukaryota; Fungi; Ascomycota; Sordariomycetes; Hypocreales; Nectriaceae
Exons: 2
Coding region: 1-603 (200 amino acids)
Source: RefSeq, a predicted model, not a curated record